Molecule: messenger RNA, 225 nt
Organism: Sphaerulina musiva SO2202
Lineage: Eukaryota; Fungi; Ascomycota; Dothideomycetes; Mycosphaerellales; Mycosphaerellaceae
Exons: 1
Source: RefSeq, a predicted model, not a curated record
ACCGAGCUAAUAAUAUCUGCCUCUACUAAGCUAAUAAUAUCCGCCUCUACCGAGCUAACAAUACCCGCCUCUACCGAGCUAAUAAUACCCGCCUCUACCGAGCUAAUAAUACCCGCCUCUACCGAGCUAACAAUACCCGCCUCUACCGAGCUAAUAAUACCCGCCUCUACCGAGCUAACAAUUCCUACCUCUACCGAGCUAACAAUACCCGCCUCUACCGAGUAG